Trypanosoma cruzi is the source of this 2151-nucleotide messenger RNA. Its product is annotated as eukaryotic translation initiation factor 3 subunit 8, putative. Gene Ontology annotation, molecular function: RNA binding; translation initiation factor activity; translation initiation factor binding. Gene Ontology annotation, biological process: translational initiation. Gene Ontology annotation, cellular component: eukaryotic translation initiation factor 3 complex. The record is from RefSeq and is a predicted model, not a curated record. The transcript has a single exon. NCBI's taxonomy places the organism in Eukaryota, Euglenozoa, Kinetoplastea, Trypanosomatida, Trypanosomatidae. Bases 1 to 2151 code for a protein of 716 amino acids.
AUGAGCAACUUUUUUGAUGUCAGCGACAGUGAUGAAAGUCUGGAUGAGGUCAUACAUCACGAUGAGCAGGUGGAAAGGAAGGUGGCACAAAUUGACCCCAAGUGGUUUGAGGUGACCGAUGAUGAGGACGCGGAUGAAAGGCAAGUGGUUCUGUCCCGCAAUGAGAAGUCACUGAACGAAAUCCAGACCACCUGUGACCUUUUUGAUUUUAACGUCGACCAUGAAUCUUGGUCGGAGGCGGAAAAGGCUUUUAUUCAGCUAAGACAAAAGGCGUCGGCACAUAAAGAAAAGUUUAAGGUGAUUCCGUGGCCAUUUUUGGAAUGUCUUCGGAACACCCCCGACCUAUCUGAAAAAAUGGAUGAGAAGGAAACAUUUAAAAGGCCAGAGGAUUUUUACAGCUUGAAAAGGCUAAUCAAGGCCCUCCAAGAAUUGACUGAAAUCCAUAAGAAUGAUAUUGAAAGGUUACAUGACGAGGAAAGCGAAGAGGACGGUGGUGAUGAAGGACAGGGUGAGGAGGAAAAGGAACUCACUGAGGAAGAUAUUACACAGGAGCUGAAGCAAUCAGUAAUACAAAAGGGGAAAAGGGCCGCGAGAUGCCAGAAACUGGCCCAAGAAAGCAAGAAAAGAGGCCUUACAGCACUUCGUAUCACCGCCCUGGGAAUCCUGGCAGAAGCGCUCCUUGAAGAAGAUACACGUUUGCCCUACGUUGCCACCGCCACUUGGACGAAAUCCUUUGAUGCUGUGAGUCGAAUCUAUUCACUAAUAACUGAAAAUCCGGCAAUAGCAGUCAAAGAAGUCUUUUCUGGAGAUCUCACAAGCAAACGAGCUGUGAUUAUGGAUGGUUUGUGCGGUUUAUUGCAAAAGCUUCACGUUCAUUUACAGCGCAUCGCGCAGUUUAAAACAGGUGCCACGGAUGAAUACUUUGAAAUAAUUCAGUUGGAAAAUCAACUAGUGGACCUGGCAGACUCUGUUCUCGGUUACUACCAGCAGCGCAAGCGUGGAAAGGCAAUUUGCUGUCAAAUUCUCAUCGAUAUUCUCGGCUCAAGAAGGCAACAGGCUCAUGAUAUUCUCUAUCACAAAAUGACUCGUCUGACUCGCAACAUUGUCACUACCUCUGUAAUUGAAACGGUCCGUGAGCUUUAUCAAGAAAUUCUCGUCAUAGGAAAUGAAGAGGCAAAGUGUAGUGCCCUUCUUUACCUCGCAUAUCAGAUGGGAUUGGAAGGAAAGUAUCGAGACGGACGAGAUCUCGUUCUUCGGUCUGGUGUGGAAGAAACCGUAGAAAAAUCCGUUCAUCUUGCCAUUUUGUACAACAGAGUUAUUGCGCAACUUGGCUUGGCUUCUUUUGCAGCGGGUGAUGUCAUUCAAGCUUACAACCUCCUCAGCUCUUUGUGGUCUAAUCGGAACCAUGAUGUUUUGAUUAGCCAACGGAUGCCAGAUUACGUGAAAGAAAAUGAUGAAGAGGAGCUGAAGUUUCGCGAUUUGCUGGUGCCUCCACACGCUUACAUUCAGCAUGCUCAGUUGGAGCUUGCAACGAUGCUUUCUACUCUUGUGGUGGAUACGCCAAAGGAAGCCAAAAAGCCUUAUGAGGGUAGUCGUCAUCAAAGCUAUUUCUUCCGGAUAAUCAACCAAAUGGCGUAUCAGCCGUUAUUGGGUGAUCCAGUGGAAUUCAGAGAGCAACUAACAGCAGCCUACAUUAAUCUAAAACUGGGCGAUUAUGCAAAGGCCAGUGAAGUCAUCAAAAGCAUGGGUGCAUGGUCCAUGAUGCCAAAUGGUGACGAGGCUCUAAAAACAUUUUUGCAGCAUUUAAAAGAAGCAGCCUUCCGCAUAUUCUGUUACAAUAAUCGGUGUAAUUUUGCCACGAUAUCUGUGGAUUUGAUGAUGAAAAAGUACGGGUUAGAUGAGAAUGAAGUAAAGUGCAUAAUCAACGACAUUAUCUCGGAAAGCAACAGCUCACUCAUAGCUUUCUGGGAUAGGGAAGACAAGUACCUUCAUGUUGACCGAAGCAAUACUUCUCGACUUCAGUAUUUGGUGGAGGGGAUCGCAGAAAGUGUUGUUGAAGUUGCACAGUACUCGGAGAGGCGUGUGCGUGAUAGUGACUUCAGAGGACGUGGACGUGGGCGCGGUCGAGGACGUGGUAGAGGAGGAUUUUAA